CUACAGAUGGUGGCCUGGGUUUUACCAGAAUGAAAGACAUAGUGCAAGCUUGUAGUGCUUAGCUUUGGUGGAACUUUAGAACUACUAAUACAACUUGGGUACAGUUUAUGAAAGCAAAGUAUUGCCAGAGAGUGCAUCCAGUGGCUAAGACUUGGCAACAUGGGGAUUCUCAUAUCUAGAAAAGAAUGGUGCAGAUUACACCUUUGAUUGAAUCAAAAAUCCUUUGGAAAAUUUAUGAUGGGUCUUUAAGCUUAUGGUGGGAUAAUUGCACUGGCCUUGGGUCACUUGCUGUGAUCACCAAUCAAGCACGGGGGAAAUAUUGGCUCUUUCCUUUGAAAAACUAUGUUGUGAACAAGGCAUUGGACCUGGCUCAACUUCAACAACUUAUGGACCCAGGUUUCUUUAUACAUUUCCAAGUGGACUUGUCUUUGUUUGGUUCUCCAUUUCCAGAUAAAGCCAUAUGGCAACCUAAAGCUACUGGAGAGUUUUCCUUGAAAGCAGUUAAACAAUUCUUAAGGCCUAGUGGUCAAACUGACAUAUAUUUACAAAAUUAUUGGCAUAAGCAUAUCCCUUUCAAGGUUUCCUUNUGGAUACUAUUCUAUACAGGUUUGGUCAUUCUUUCCCUUCUAAAUGCUACUGCUGUACUAAACCUGAUAGAGAAUCAACUGAACAUGUGUUUGCCCAAGGAGAUGUGGCUAGAGCUGUCUGGAAUUAUUUUUGUGACCUGUUUGGUAUGGACCAUGGCUGUACCACUAUCAAACAAUAUCUUGACAUUUGGUGGGGGUCCCGUAUUCAUUCUAAGAAGCCCACAGUUAGACAAUUAUUGAAACAGUGUAUACCUACCUUUAUUGUUUGGGAAUUAUGGGUUCAUUAUGCUUCGCUCAAAUUUGGGGAGAAACAUGUUAAUGUGCCUAGACUUAUAUUCAAGGUGAGGAAGGAUGCCGUUGAGGUUGUGUGUCAUAAAUGGCCAAAAUUAUCGAAUUCGAUCUAUCAAUGAUUGGAAGGCCAUCUUUACUCUCUCUGGCAAUAUAUCUAAGGCCUUUCACUUCAAGGAAUCUCUUUGGCAAAACCCACCUGUGGAUACGGUUAAAAUUAAUUUGUCUUUGUGUUCUGAUACAAAUGGCCAUGGGCUUACUUCUAUGGCUCGUGAUUCAAAAGGGAUAUUUCAAUAUGCUUAUUGGCUAGCUAAUCAAUCUUCUGUGUUGGUUGGAACUAUUGAGUUACUUGUCAUAAUGCUUCAAUGGUGCUUAAGUGCAGGAUUUCAAGUACUACAGGUGGAAGCUGAUUUUGAGGACCUUAUAAAUAUUCUAAAACUUGAUAUCCUUACCUGCCCUCAAUUGAGCAGACUUGCUUUUUUAUUAUCCUGUUGUACUUAUACGGCCACCAUUUGUGAUAAUCAUGCUAAUAGGGUGACGAACUUCCUGGUUAGAUGGUGUUGUAACCAGCGUCACCCAAGUGGAGAAUUUGAUUGUAUAUUUGCUCUGCCUAAGCGUUGUCAAAUCCUCUGUCAGUGGGACAUCCAACGUGUUCCUGAGUUUUCACCUUCCUCAUCCUCAUAACGUUGUGUGAACUGUGUUGGCUGUUUUGGAUUGGUCUUCUGUGGUACUUUGGUCGUGUUUUUGACCUUAUUGUGGCAUUGGUCAUGCCGUAGACUAGUAGUGUUGUUGUUAGCUAGGACCUUAUUGUGGCUUUGGUCAAGCCGUAGACUAGUUGUUCUAGCUAGGACCGUAUUGUG
Cuscuta campestris is the source of this 1735-nucleotide messenger RNA. Lineage: Eukaryota; Viridiplantae; Streptophyta; Magnoliopsida; Solanales; Convolvulaceae. The record is from the annotation of a GenBank genome assembly.